AUGGCAUCCACGAGCCUGACCAUUCCCAUCACUCCGCCCGGACAACAUCCUCCAUUGGCUGUAGUCACACCGACCGAUCACAGCGCUUGGAUCAUAAUCGCAGCAGCGCUAGGAACCUCGCUUUCCGUUUUGUUUCUUGGAAUAAGGGUGUUCAUUCGAUCAUCAGGUGGUAGUCGGCAUGGCCUGGACGACUGGCUUACGGCUGCAGCAACUGCUGUCUCCGUCGUUCAGUCUGGUCUUGUCUUGGCCGCUUGCCAUGCAGGGCUUGGCAAAUCUGCGAGUCUGUUAACAGCCGAGGAAAUUGUCUCGACCCAAAAAAUAUACUACGCUGGCAACCUGACUUAUGUUAUCGGCCUGGUCACGAGCAGAACGAUAGUGGCGUGCUUCAUACUGCGACUCACGCCCAUCAAAGCCCAUACUCUAUACCUGAAAAGCACGCUUGCAGCACUGAGCGUAUGGGGCGUCAUGUUCGUCUUCGGCCUGGCUUUGCAGUGCGAUCCGUCACACCCUUGGCUUCUUCGGGGUCGACAGUGCAGUGGUUACUUCGUGCUCUGGGUAGUGUUUGAGAGUAUAGGAUGUCUUUAUGAAGCGGCCGUUGUUGCCAUGUCGCUAUGGCUGGUCUGGUCGCUGAAGACGACUUUCAGCAAUAAAAUCACAGUCAUCAUUACGUUCGGCGCUCGACUGAUAUUGCUCGCCAUCGUGGCACUGAGACUGAAGAGCUUCAGUCGAAGUGGCCAAACGGACGACCCGACUCUGCUCGAAGCACAGUUCAUCGUCUGGUCAUCCACAGAGCUCAACUAUUCGAUCAUCGCAGCCACUUUCCCCAUCAUGCGACCUUUCAUCAACAAUCUCGCAACAAACUACGGCGGGCAAGGCUCGGUCGACAGUUACCACAGUUCCAGGGCACCGAGUAGGAUCCCCGAGUCCGAGUUGCGCCUCGACCAUGACAAGGCAGAGCGAAGGGGUUUUGAUCGCAGAUCAUCCAGUCUGCGGGAAUCGUCAAGUUCAUUGAAGACAAGCGUCGGCGAGCAACUUCUCGGGGGCGGGCUGCAGCCUGAUAAUGAAAGCGAAAGGUUUGAGGGUAACAGCCGUCGAUACCAGCAACAUUGA
Molecule: messenger RNA, 1110 nt
Organism: Zasmidium cellare ATCC 36951
Lineage: Eukaryota; Fungi; Ascomycota; Dothideomycetes; Mycosphaerellales; Mycosphaerellaceae
Exons: 6
Coding region: 1-1110 (369 amino acids)
Source: RefSeq, a predicted model, not a curated record